Messenger RNA from Racocetra persica, 1060 nucleotides. NCBI's taxonomy places the organism in Eukaryota, Fungi, Glomeromycota, Glomeromycetes, Diversisporales, Gigasporaceae. The record is from the annotation of a GenBank genome assembly.
GUGUGUGGUGGCCGGAUCUGGGGUUCUUGGUAUUCCAUAUGCUUUACAACAAGGAGGAUGGAUAUCUUUGAUUCUUCUAAUUCUAUCGGCACUUAUGUCUACAUAUUCAAGCAUAAAAUUGAUAGAAUGUAUAGAUAAAACUCGCAAAACAUCUGUAUCGGAUAUAGCAUAUGAAGCGUUUGGUAAUCUACAAACAUUGUUCAGUAACUAUGGAAUCGAUUUGGGAAUAGAAACAUGGAUAUAUAUCUGUGCUGGUACCAUGUGUAUUCCAUUCAUUUUUCUUAAAACAAUGAAAGAAACCGCUUGGCUAAGUAUAUUUGGUGUUGUGACAACGUCGUUUGUCGUAUUAAUCGUGCUCAUAAUGUCCACAAUUGAUUAUCCAAACAAUUCAAAAAAUCUUCAUGAUUUUGUCAACCUUCGGAAUCUUCCCAUCGCGCAGUCAACUUUCUUUUUCAGUUUCGGGGGUAAUGUCGUUUACCCCCAUAUUCAAGCUAGCAUGAAAAAUAAAGGUGAUUGGCCUAAAGUGGUUACGCUUGCGAAAUUCACCAUUACUUCUAUGUAUCUUUUAAUCGGUAUUCCCGCUUACUUAACUUAUGGCCGAUCCACAAGAUCUCCUAUAUAUCUCAGCCUCCCACCCGGUUUCAUUGUUGAUAUUACUAUGAUAAUGAUCACUAUGCACGUUCUUUUUGCACUUCCUGUCUAUCAAACUGCUUUCUCUUUAGAAAUAGAGAAUUAUUAUUUUGUAAACAUUUCUAAUGAAAUUAAUAAGUUCAUUUUACGUACAAUCAUUCGUUUAACCCUUGUAAUUUUCACUAUAUAUAUCGCAACAACUGUACCAUAUUUUACCAAUAUCAUGUCAUUAUUAGGUGCAUUAGGCAAUGGUGUUUUAUUAAUGAUUUUACCAAUAUCUGUUUGGAUAAAAUUAUUUGGUUGGAAUAAUAUCCCAAAGUUUGAAAAAUUUUGGGUUAUUUUUAUUUUAUUUUUCGCUCUUUUUGGUGCUAUUGUUGGUACUUGGGAUGCAUUAAGUGCUUUAACGGCAGAAAUUAUGGACGGAAAUUGA